Rhinichthys klamathensis goyatoka is the source of this 1184-nucleotide messenger RNA. Its product is annotated as gastrula zinc finger protein XlCGF7.1-like. NCBI's taxonomy places the organism in Eukaryota, Metazoa, Chordata, Actinopteri, Cypriniformes, Leuciscidae. The record is from RefSeq and is a predicted model, not a curated record. Gene Ontology annotation, biological process: regulation of transcription by RNA polymerase II. The transcript is spliced from 3 exons. Bases 127 to 969 code for a protein of 280 amino acids. Gene Ontology annotation, molecular function: DNA-binding transcription factor activity; RNA polymerase II cis-regulatory region sequence-specific DNA binding.
GGGAACAUAAACAUGAGAACUGGAACACAGCCGUUCAUUCUGCUCUAAAUCUGCCGUUUUUCAGACUGAGAAGAAGCAAGCAGGAGGAAUUACUCCAGGAGAAACUACGGACAUACUAUUGUAAAGAUGGAGAUUAAGGAAGAACCCUGCAGAAUAAAAGAUGAAGAUACAGAGGAACAAAUAGACCCGAUGGAAGAGAAUGAAGACAAACAGCAUCAUUUCACAAAUGAAGAUGGAGAACUGAAAUAUAAAAAUGAAGAUAAACAACAUCUGUUUCAAGAAUCUCAUCCUUUCAAAAAUGAAGAUGGAAAUGCAGUCGUUUUAAAGACUGAAGAGAAUUUCACACAAAAACAAGCUGGAAAAUCUGGAGUCAAAGGAUCUUUCACCUGCUCUGAGUGUGGAAAGAGUUUCACACGUAAAUCAGACCUUAAUAAACACAUGAAAAUUCACACUGAAAAAAAUCUGUUCUCAUGCACUCAGUGUGGAAAGACUUUCACUCAGAAAGGCUCUCUCAGAUAUCAUCUACACACUCACUCUGAAGUGAGAUCAUUCAGCUGUGAUCAGUGUGAUAAAACAUUUGUUUUGGCAUCAAGCUUAAAAACACACCUUAAAACUCAUACUGCUCUGAAGCCUCACUUUUGUUCUUUAUGUGGAAAGAGUUUUACACUACUGAAGUAUUUAAAAGUGCAUGAGAGUAUUCAUACUGGUGUGAAACCUCAUGUGUGCUCUGACUGUGGGCAUAGCUUUAUUACAAACACACUGUUAAAAAGACACCAGAGAAUUCACACUGGAGAGAAACCGUUCAAGUGUUCACACUGUGGGAAGAGUUUCGCUCGGUCAGGAGUCAUGAAAGCUCACGAGAGAGUUCACACUGGAGAGAAGCCGUAUCAGUGCUCUUCAUGUGAGAAGAGAUUCAACCAAUUAUCUCAUCUACGGACUCAUAAGAAAAAUCAUUGCCCAAAGUUGUAACUAGAGUACGUCAGCUCCAGUUUGGAUCCAGACUCUUAUGAAGACUUCAGAUGAAGCAUCUCUGAAUCAACAUGCACCAAUGCUACAAUUUUCUAUAUAUCCGAAUCAUUUAUUAACAUGUUCACAUUACCUCAACGAUCACAUUGUUUCUGCUUUAAAUAAAUACAUUGUUAGCUAACUGUGUGAUUUGUAUAAGUACAUUUCUGAAAUGAAUA